CGCGAGGGACGUUCGAUGGGGACUACAUGUGAUUUGCAAAUAAAGUUGUAUGACUCUAUCGAUAAGCGUUUAAAUCGGGAUCUUUGUUAAAAUCUGUUUGGCAACAUUGAACGUGUACUAGCAGCGAAACAGCAGAGAUAUUUUCACUUUUUGCCGCAUCAAUCUAAGCAGAAAAUUGUUUGGAGAUUGGACGUCAUAAUUGUAACGACCUUUCUUCACGGCUAAAUCUAUCUUUACUACGUCGUCUUCGCUGGAUGUUUUAAACUAUAGAUUGAUGCAAGAUUUGAGAACACCAGACAAAUGUCCAACUUGGAUUUAUUUUUACCAUUACUGGGGACUACUGAUGUUAGGAAAAAGAUUUUGAUUGGUGAUGACAUUAUCACCUACCUUACUUCACCUGAUAACCCUCCAAAAUGUGAAGAUAUUGGUUUGUUUAUUGAUGGCCUUGUUUCAUGGAUCAACAACAGCAACUUUAAGGUAUGUCAAAAUGGGCUGGAAGUUUUAAGUCUUCUUGUGAAUAGGCUGAAAGAGGACUUUCGGCCGUAUAUUCAGACGAUUCUUCAUGCCGUGAUUGAUCGAUUAGGCGAUUCAAAGGACUCGGUUCGUGAAAAAGCCGAAGAUUUCAUUUUAAAGUUAAUGGAAUGGAGCAUACAGCCCCAGCUCUUAUGGGAACGUUUACUCUCUGCUUUUGUUCAUAGAAAUAAUAAAGUAAGAGAAGAAAUUCACAAAAUAUUGGUCAUCACCUUAAAUUCGUAUGGGAGUUGCUCUCUGUCGCUGAAUAAGCUUGUGCCAUCCAUAGUGAAAUGUCUUAGCGAUCCAACGCCUGCUGUUCGGGAUGCAGCAUUUCAGACUUUAGUUGAAAUUUACCGACAUGUUGGUGAAAAGGUUCGCGCUGAUUUAGAAAAGCGAGGAAACGUCCCACCUGCCAAAUUGAACGUACUGCUCGCGAAAUUUGAUGAAGUUCGGGACGCGGGAGAUAUGCUACCGACUGCUGUGCUUUCGCUUGAUGGUAUUGCCAAACCAACGGAAGAUGAACCAGACCGCUCUUUGUUAAUGACCGGUUCCAAAAGAGCUACCAGUGCCCCCGCCGUACGGAAAUUAAUGGCGCCACCCCUAAGUAAAGGAGUCACAUCAUCUGUUGCUGGUACAAGUCCGGCGGCAGGAGGCGGGAUGGAUGAAGAAACAUUCAUGAGAGCCUUUGAAGACGUACCCAAAAUUCAGAUCUACUCAGCCAAAGAAAUGGAAGAGCAUCUGGUCAGCAUGAGAACAAUUAUCCAAGACCCUAAUAACGAUUGGGCUAAACGUGCCGAAACAUUAAAAAAGAUACGGUCUCUGCUGAUAGCUGGUGCAGCCAACUACGAUGAGUUGUUUCAGCAUAUUCGUCUUUUGGAAACAGCUUUUGUAACCAGCGUGAAAGAUCUAAGAUCACAGGUUGUCCGAGAAGCAUGCGUGUCAAUCGCGUAUAUGUCACAACAGCUACAAAAUAAAUUGGACCAUUUUGCGGAAGCUUUAUUGAAUCCAUUAAUUUUGUUGAUUCCAAACAGUGCAAAGAUCAUGGCUACAGCUGGCACUGUUUGUAUUCGCUUCAUCAUUGCACACACUCACAGUGCUCGAUUGAUCCCUAUUUUAACUAAUCACAUGACUUCCAAAUCCAAGGAUAUCCGCCGUGCCAUGUGUGAAUUUUUAGAUCAACUCCUGCAUACGUGGCCCACACACAUUCUUGAAAAACAUGUCGCCCUCAUUCAGAGUGCUGUAAGCAACGGUAUCAAAGAUGCAGAUCCGGAUGCUCGUGCAUUUUCCAGAAAGGCCUACGGGGGAUUUGCUUCCCAUUUCCCUGCUCAAGCUGAUGCAUUACUUCACUCGUUGGAUCUCUCAUACCAGAAAUUAUUAUAUGGAGAGGCAAGCCUCUCUAAUUCCAGUUCAAGCCAUUCACUACAAUCAGCUGGACUUGCUCGGCCACCGACAAAUGCCAACUCGGGUCCUGCAUCGCUUCCGGUUCAUCCAAGGUUAAAAGUUGGCUCUUCUGAGAAUUUAAGUAGACUCCCUGGAAUCCCGCCAAGAAAAGUUGGCAUGCCAAGUUACGGUGCACGACCUGGCACGGCUAACGGAUCAGCGGUCCCUACUGGUAUGCGUUCAAAUAGUGCCAUCGAUUUGCAGGCGGCAAAUCGAGCCGUGCGUAACAUUAGAGGAGGUUACGUUGCUCCAUUGCCACCAUCCAAAAAAGAUAGCAAUUCGUCGGAUCCUCGCUCCGUUACAUCCCCUGAUCAUCGGAAUUCUAGGACUCGCUCAAGAACUUCGGGAUCUUCACAGUCUCAACCCGGAAGCCGAUCAGGUUCGCCAUCAUCCAGAUAUUCUUACAAGACAUACGAUCCGUCUGGAACACCUGUUCGACAUGUAGAAAGUUCAACACUAGGUCGGCCAAGGCGUUUGUCCAGUAGUGGAAUGGUAGCUAACGCCACACCACCACGUGGACCUCGAAGUAGUAAUACGAGUCGUGAACCGAGUCCCAAUCGUGGUGGAAAUCAUUCAGUGCUAUCUAAGCCUACCAGGGUUCGUUCGCAGUCUGGGUGUAGCGAAAAAGGUACGCCUAGUCGCCCGGUGCUAGCUCAGAAAAUUCUCCAGCAAAGCCGAGAAGCCGAAUCUGCCCUCUCCGAUGCGCUGACUCGUCCUCCUCGUGUCGGUGGAUAUGAUGAUCAUUCCGAUGAAAGUGAAACUUCGAGCGUGUGUUCGGAACGCUCCAUGGAUUCAGUAAAUCGUCGUUCCGAUCGCCACUUUCGUGAAAAUUGGCUUGAAUCGCCUCACAAGGAUAUUUAUGAUAUUAUCAGUGCGUGUUCCAGUACCCAUUGGUCAGAGCGAAAAGAGGGAUUAAUGGGACUUCAAGCUUUCUUGCGCUCCGGCAAUUUGAUUCCAUCGCACGAAUUACGUAAACUGAUAGAAAUUCUUGGGAAAAUGUUCACCGAUGCCCAUACCAAAGUUUUCAGCCUGUUUUUAGAUGCAUUAACAGUAUUGAUUGAGAUUCAUAAGGAUGACAUGCAUGAAAAUUUGUAUUUCUUGAUGAGUCGCCUGCUCAACAAAUUAGGUGCCGACCUUUUGGGAUCUGUUCAAGCCAAAACUCUGAAAACCUUGGACUUAGUCCGAUACUGCUUUCCAUAUUCCCUACAAAUGGCGUUAUUGUUGCGAUUCAUGAUGGACAACACACAAACACCGAAUUCUCGAGUAAAAGUUGCUUUGCUGAAUUAUUUGACUGCUCUAGUACGCGACAUGCAACCGUCUGAUUUGAUGGCUGUUACGUCGCAAUCUGGAUCGCCAGGUUUAAUGAUGGGCAUGGCGGGUGUUGGCGCUUCAGUGUCUCCGCAACUGGUUGAAGCAUCUGUUGCAAAAGUAGUCGCUUGGACUAGCGAUAUUAGAUCUGCUGAAGUGCGGAAGGCUUCGCAAGAUGCGCUUUAUACUUUAUUCAGUUUACACCCCGCUGAAGUGACGCGAAUCCUCAAUACCCUCCCAAAAGUGUGCCAGGACAGCGCGUCACAAAUCAUUCAAUCUCAGUUGAACAGAACUAUGGAUAAUGUUAGUUUAAACAGAGCGUCAGAUUCUCCCACGUCGGUUGUUGCUGGAUCGUCACCUUUAAGAUCACCUGUCACCCCGCAAUCGCAAUUUCAAAUACCGAACCCAUCUUCCCAGCAACCAUCCACGCCUACUUAUUUUUCCAAAAUCUCUUCAUCCAGGUCAUUGGAAAAUGACGAAAAUGAGCAUUAUAACCCAGAGGAAGUUUAUAAAUCCAUCAGAAAAACUACAGCAGAAAUCCAGAAUUACAGCUUUGAAAAAUCGUCUUUAGAGCGAGAUUCGACAUCACAAGAUUCUGGAAUAUCACAGCUUUCGCAUUUAUCGUUUGAAAAAAAUAAAGGGGAAGCCAAGCCAUUGCCACUGGAAGAGAAACGUCAAAAAACCAUGCCUAAUUCUCUUGGGACCGAUGUUUUGAUGUCACCAAUGGAACAAGCUGAUAGAGCUACAAUGCAGCGAAUCCUUGCACUGUUUGGAAAAGAAGAUUCAGAAUCACGAAAGGAUGCUAUGAGGAUGCUAACACAGUUGAUGCAUCAGGGAGCAGGCAACCUAAUUGAAGACAAUUUCCGCCCAGUUUUCAAACAUUUAGUUUCAUGUCGUGAAGAUCCUGACUCUUUUGUACGCCGCCAAGUAUUUAAUCUUUGGGCAACAAUGCUUUCAACGCCCAGGUUGCUGGAAGAGAUGGAGAACUACGCUGACCUAAUUCUUGUCAACAUUUUUCGAGCACAACGUGACCAAGAGAGAGAGGUUGUACGUUCGGCUGAAAGUUGCGCCAAAACUUUGGCUGCCGUUCUUUCAUUGAACAAGCUUAUUCGCAUUUUAAAACAUGCGAUUGGUGAUAAUUACCCUGAAAACUAUACUGCGAUCAAAACAUUGACUCGACUAGUUGAGCAGCGCCCACAUGAAGACACGGUGACUAUUCUACCCGAAAUGAUGCCUGCACUCUUGCGUGCCACCGACCAUGCCGAAAGUAUUGUGCGCAAAGCAGCUGUUUUCUGUAUCGUUGAAAUUUACAAGCGAGCGCCCGAGGAAUUGAAACCGUACCUAGAAUCACUAAAUAGCAGCAAAAUGAAAUUGAUCAACGUUUACAUCCAACGAGCCGGUCCCACGUAGACCCGUACCUAUUGAUCAGACACAGUCCAUCUUCUCACGGCGUUUUCGUUUUAUACGCGUGACCAUCUAGUGAGCCGCUUAUCUUAUUAUUUGAUUCUUAUUCUCGAUCUUAUUACAGAAAAAAAAUAAACAAAAAAAGACAAUAAAAGACAAGACAAUAAAAAAAGUAGCAACAUCUUUCGCGUUCUUUGUAAGCAGUUUACCAACUUACAGCUUCAGUAAUUGUGACUGCUCUCUGGCAAUUAAUCCGAUUAUGCAUUCCUAAUAAUAGUGAACUACUAUGGACUUCCCAAUUUUCAAACUAAUACAUCUAUUGAAAUAUGUUA
Molecule: messenger RNA, 4997 nt
Organism: Daphnia carinata
Lineage: Eukaryota; Metazoa; Arthropoda; Branchiopoda; Diplostraca; Daphniidae
Gene: chb
Product: CLIP-associating protein 1-like
Exons: 25
Coding region: 301-4671 (1456 amino acids)
Biological process (GO): mitotic spindle assembly
Cellular component (GO): mitotic spindle; cytoplasmic microtubule; microtubule organizing center
Molecular function (GO): microtubule binding
Source: RefSeq, a predicted model, not a curated record